Messenger RNA from Pangasianodon hypophthalmus (striped catfish), 1110 nucleotides. RefSeq names its product complement component 1, q subcomponent, B chain (gene c1qb). The record is from RefSeq and is a predicted model, not a curated record. Lineage: Eukaryota; Metazoa; Chordata; Actinopteri; Siluriformes; Pangasiidae. The coding region runs from base 125 to 847 and encodes 240 amino acids. Gene Ontology annotation, molecular function: protein binding. The transcript has 3 exons.
UUCUCCAUUUGAAAGAGAGAAAUGAAAACUGGAAUCCAUUCUGGUGGGAAAUGAUUAUUUUUUGUCUCUCACUCUUGAGGUUGUCACUGAUUUUUCAAGCACGGUGCAAACAUUUCUUGGAACAAUGGUAUCCUUGUCAGUGUUUGUCUUUCUACCGGUCAGCGUUUUGCUGUGGGUUGUGACCCCCUCUGUCUCAGACAAAUGUGACAGCUACACGGGGUACCCUGGUGUGCCAGGCAUCCCAGGAACUCCUGGUACUAAUGGACAUAAUGGACCAAAGGGGGAAAAAGGAGAUCCUGGUGAAGACACGCAGCCGUUGAAGGGAGCCAAGGGUGAACCGGGUGUUUCUGGACGCCCGGGCAGACCUGGCCUCAAGGGGGAUGAAGGGGAACCUGGUGCACCAGGACCAAAGGGUCCAAAGGGUCCAAAGGGAGCUUUUCAGACAAUAUCAGAUGUUAGUCCUUCAUUUUUCUCUAAUAAAAGAAGGAGUACUUCCAGAACAGGUAUAAGCCAAAAUAAAAUCGUUGAAUUUGAAGACUCGGUCUCUCCUGAGAAGGCUGGUGAUAACCUGAGUGAAGGUGUUUUCACAGCCAAACAGUCAGGCAUUUAUUACUUCGUGUACCAUGUGUCUGCAUUGCAGACCGCUUGCCUGUGUAUUAAGAAGGAGGAGACAAUCGUAUUCAACGUCUGUGAUUUUUCUCAAGGAGUGCUGCUGACCUCUGGGUCUGUGGUCCUGGACCUGAGGCCAGGGGACACUGUGGGUCUGUCCGUGUGCACUAAAUCAAGUCAGAUCAUGAGUAAAGAUGCUGAUAGCACAUUCGCCGGCUUCCUGCUAUUCCCUUCAUAAAUAUUCAAAAAAAAUAAAGCAGUUUCAGUGUUUUACCUAAUUAAGAUCUCUCUUAAGAUAUCGCCAUGAUUUCAGAUGAUUAUUUCUGUGUUCUCUUUGCCUUUCUUCCAGCAGCUUCCAGUAUUUUAUCAAACAACUUUUUUUUUUUUUAAAUCAUGAACAAAUGUAAUAGAAGUGUUGCAAACAUACCGAUGUAAUCACAUGACUGACCAUUUAAUGCAGACAAAAAUAAAAGCUGAAAUAAACAGAAAUAAAACCCUCAA